Messenger RNA from Anolis carolinensis (green anole), 7192 nucleotides. It is a transcript of the gene nthl1, whose product is annotated as nth like DNA glycosylase 1. The transcript has 6 exons. Bases 81 to 908 code for a protein of 275 amino acids. NCBI's taxonomy places the organism in Eukaryota, Metazoa, Chordata, Lepidosauria, Squamata, Anolidae. Gene Ontology annotation, biological process: nucleotide-excision repair; base-excision repair, AP site formation; base-excision repair. Gene Ontology annotation, molecular function: oxidized pyrimidine nucleobase lesion DNA N-glycosylase activity; 4 iron, 4 sulfur cluster binding; DNA-(apurinic or apyrimidinic site) endonuclease activity. The record is from RefSeq and is a predicted model, not a curated record. Gene Ontology annotation, cellular component: nucleus.
GGUUUUCACCGUAAGGGGGAAAGAGAUUCGUACGGAUGCCCGCUAAGGACUUUCCAGCCCGCUUCGAAUAGCGGAGGCGCAUGCGCACUGGGAGAAGCGUGCUCUGGCUCCUGCUAAGCAAAACAAAAGCAUCCGGUGGAAUCCUGGCCCGAAAGAGGAGCAAAGUCCACAUUGCCUAUGACUCUCCUGGAGAAAAUGGGGCCAAGGAGGCACCCAAAAGGAAGAGAUGGGAGCCCCGGAAUUGGGAGCAGCACCUGAGCAACAUUCGGGAAAUGAGGAAGGCGAAAGAUGCUCCCGUGGACCAGAUGGGAGCCGGGAAAUGCUACGACGCCGAUGCCCUUCCGGAGGUCAUGCGCUAUCAGGUUCUCCUGUCGCUGAUGCUCUCCAGCCAAACCAAGGACCAGGUCACUUCAGCCGCCAUGAUGCGCCUCCGGGAACAUGGCCUCACCGUGGACAACGUUCUGAAGACCGAUGAUGCGGUUUUGGGUCAACUCAUCUAUCCAGUGGGGUUUUGGAAGCGCAAAGUGAAGUACAUCAAGGACACCACCGCCAUCCUGAAGCGCGACUACGACAGCGACAUCCCCAAGACGGUCGAAGAGCUGGUCAAGCUGCCAGGGGUCGGCCCCAAGAUGGCCCAUUUGGUGAUGGACAUCGCUUGGCAGGACGUCUCCGGAAUCGGUGUAGACACGCAUGUGCAUCGGAUUUGCAACCGGUUGAAGUGGACCAAGAAGGAAACCAAACUCCCCGAGGAGACAAGGCAAGCCUUGGAAGAAUGGCUGCCCAGGGAGCUCUGGAGCGAGAUCAACUGGCUGCUGGUUGGGUUUGGCCAGCAAACCUGCUUGCCCGUCGGCCCCCGCUGCAGCCAAUGUCUCAACAAGGAGAUCUGCCCGGCUUCCAGGAAACGCUGAAGACGCAAAACAGGGAAUGGCGAUUCCAUGAAGAUGUAUUCGGACUUUCAUUCGGGAACAGGAGUCUUGAAUCAGAGGGGAUGGAAUCGUAUAGCCUUCCAGAUGGGGUUGGACUACAAUUCCCAACGCUCCUCCCUGGCUGGGGAUGAUGGGAGUUGCAGUCCAAGCUCUGGAAGGCCAUAUGGCUAGGCUAAUCCCAAUUGUUUAGCCUGUAUAGACAAGAAUAGUUGGUCCCCAUUUAAUCAGUGGCCCUUAAUGGCUUUUCUUGGGUUGGAAAUAUGGCCAGGGAGAGGCAAAAUGAGGGCAUCUCUUCCUCUGAGUAUAAUAUAAGUGCCACAGACUCACUAAAAUCGAAAAAAGGAGUUGAUUUAGCUUGCUGCGAAACAAUAUUGGGCAACUUAUGGGGAACUCAUUGGCUUUUUGGGUGACUACCAUGUGCAUACUUUUCCUCCCUUCCUAAGAAAUGUUUGCAGAUCCUGGAAUUCCCCAUUCAAAUGCUAAUAAGUUGGUUGCUAGGCAGGAAUCAAAAAAGGGGGCACCCAUGGAAAAUAGGUGCAAAUCAUAUGGCUCAAAGUAGGAAUUGUUCGGCUAAACCAAGAGCAGAAAUUAUUGUUAAUUUUCCAGUCCUGUUGGGUUGCAAUUCCCAGCAGUGAGGAAUGAUGGGCUUUGCAGCCCCUCAAGUCAUUCCCAAACAUUGGAGAGAACCUUAAAUAAAUCCCAAUCUAUUUUUCUAUAAUAAUCUUUUGCCAUGCCUUACCAGUCGUCUUGGAUCGCAACCCCCAGCAGCCCCAAAUGGUGAGGAAUUAUGGGUGUUGCAGUCCCAUUUGAGAGAAUGGCAUUCACCUUACACUGUUCUUCCUAUAAUAAACACUAGCUUUGCCCGGCCACGCGUUGCUGUGGCUUAUGCUUUCAGAGUGUUGCUCUUUAUUUACUGUCCUGAUUUUAGAGAUUAUAUUGUUCUGUAUUAUUAUUAAUCGCUUUGAAUGCGAUUUCCUGCUUCUUAGCAGAAUGGGGGUUGGACUGGAUGGCCCAUGAGGUCUCUUCCAGCUCUACUAUUCUAUGAUUCUAUAUCACAGUAAUUAUUACAUAUUAUAUUUAUAAUCUUAUACUAGCUGUGCCCGGCCACGCGUUGCUGUGGCGAAGAAUGGUGGUAUGGGAAAUAAAGUAUUGAGGAAUUGGUGGUAGUUAAGGUAAAGGGUAAACGUUUUCCCCUGACGUUAAGUCCAGUCAUGUCUGAUUCUGGGGGUUGGUGCUCAUCUUCAUUUCUAAGCCGAAGAGCCGUCGUUGUCUGUAGACUCCUCCAAGGUCAUGUGGGAUGACUGCAUGGAGCAGCGUUACCUUCCCACCGGAGCAGUACCUAUUGAUGCACUCACAUUUACAUGUUUUUGAACUUCUGGGUUGGCAGUAGCUGGGGCUAACAGUGGGGGCUCUGUCAGUUCCCCCAAUUCAAACCUGCGGCCUUUCGGUCCAGAAGUUCAGCAGCUCAGCGCUUUAACAUGCUGUGCCAUCAGGGGACAUUAUUUCCUAAAGGUUGUGAAUAUACAAUAUUUCUGAUUGUUGUUUUUUUUUUGUCUGUUGGAGGCAAGUAUGAAUGCUGCAAUUAGGAAAAAUGAUUAGGAUGUAAUGGCCUUGCAGAUUUAAAGCCUAGCUGUUUCCUCCCUGAGUGAUUUUUUUUUGUUGGGAGGUGUUAGCUGGCCAUGAUUGUUUCCUGUCUGGAAUUACCUUGUUUUCAGAGUGGUGUUGUUUGCGAUAUUUUAUAUGCUUCUACUGUCUGUGGCCCUGAGAAAACAGAGGAUUGGCCAGACUUUGAUGAUGGGAAUCCUUUGUUGGGAGGUGUUAGCUGGCCCUGAUUGUUUUCUGUGUGGAAUUCCCCUAUUUUCAGAGUGUUGUUCUUUAUUUAGUGUUCUGAUUUUAGAGAUUGUAUUGUUCUGUUUUAUUAUACCACAUUAAUUUUUAUAUAUUCUGAUUUUAGUGUUUUUGAAUACUUGGAGCCAGAUUGUAUUCAUUUUCACGGUUGACCGCAACACAAUAAUAAUAAUAAUAAUAAUAAUAAUAAUAAUAAUAAUAAUAAUAAUAAUAAUAGUAAGGAUAGUAAUGAUAGUAAUAAUAAUGACUUUGGUAAUACAUAGUGCUUCACUGCCUUCUCAGCUUCCUUUCUGGAAGAAUCCUUUCUUGGGAGGUGUUAGCUGGCCCUGAUUGUUUCCUUUGUGGAAUUUCCAAUUUCCUUGCUUUAUUUACUUUCUUUAUUUCUUUAUUACUGUCCUGGUUUUAGAGAUUAUAUUGUUCUGCAUUAUUCUAUCCUAGAAAUUAUUUCAUAUCAAAGUAGAUAUUACCACAGUAAUUAUUUCAUAUUACAGUAGAAUCUCACUUAUCCAACAUUCGAUUAUACAAUGUUCUGGAUUAUCCAACACAGUCUGCCUUUUCAUAAUCAAUGUUUUUGUAGUCAGUGUUUCAAAUUCAUUGUGAUAUUUUACUGGUAAAUUUGUAAAUACAGUACAGUAGAGUCUCACUUAUCCAACAUAAGUGGGCUGGCAAAAUGUUGGAUAACCGAAUAUGUUGUAUAAUAAGGAGGCAUUAAGGAAAAGCCUAUUAAAUAUCAAAAUAGGUUAUGAUUUUACAAAUGAAACACCAAAACAUCAUGUUAGACAACAAAUUUGGCAGAAAAAGUAGUUCAAUACGCAGUAAUGCUAUGUAGUAAUUACUGUAUUUAUGAAUUUAGCAAUAUAUCAUGAUAUAUUGAAAACAUUGACUACAAAAAUGCGUUGGAGAACGUUGGAUAAGCGAGUGUUGGAUAAGUGAGACUCUACUGUAAUUACUACAUAGCAUUACUGCGCAUGGAACUACCUUUUCUGUCAAAUUUGUUGUAUAAUAUGAUGUUUUGAUGCUUAAUUUGUAUAACGAUUACCUAAUUUGAUGUUUAAUCAGCUUUUCCUGAAUCCCUUCUUAUUAUCCAAUAUAUUUACUUAUCCUGCCGGCCUGUUUAUGUUGGAUAAGUGAGAGUCUACUGUAUAUUGAUCAUCUUAUAUUAUCUGCUUAGAACUGGAUUAUAUGAGGCCCCUUCUUCACAGUUGUAUAAAAUGCACACUGAAGUGGAUUAUAUGGAAGUGUGGAGUCAAGAUAAUCCAGUGCAAAGCAGAUAAUAUAAGAUUAUAAAUGGGUUAUAUAGCUGUGUGGAAGGGCCUUGAGUCUACACUGCCAUAUAAUCCAGUGCAAAUUAGAUAAUCUGUGGAAGAAGCCUAAGUGAGGCCUAAAUUUGCCUGUCCCCUAACUGAAACCUGGCUGUCCCUUGGUUGCUAGGCAACGAAGUGGGCAGAGAUUAGCCCUCUAAACUGGCAGCAAUUGGAUAAAAACAAUUAUUGCUCUCGCUCUAAUUAGGACUUUAUUUUUCUUUUCUUUUUGUUGUAUCAACCUAGAGGCGUGGAUGAUGGGUUGUGUUGUCAAAUUUCGAGGUUGGGGGGCCUGUAGUUUUGUUGUUUUGUCCACUGCCCUGAUGCCAUCACUCUUUUAUAUAUAUAGAUUAUCUGUUUAGAACUGGAUUAUAUGAGGCCCCUUCUUCACAGCUGUAUAAAAUGCACACUGAAGUGGAUUAUAUGGCAGUGUGGAGUCAAGAUAAUCCAGUUCAAAGCAGAUAAUAUAAGAUUAUAAAUGAGUUAUAUAGCUGUGUGGAAGGGCCUUGAGUCUACACUGCCAUAUAAUCCAGUGCAAAUUAGAUAAUAUGUGGAAGAGGCCUAAGUGAGGCCUAAGUCUGCCUGUCCCCUGGGCUGAGUUGGUUGCUAGGAGUGGGCAGAGAUUGCUGCUCUAACAGGCAGCAAUUGGAUAAAAACAAUUAUUCCUUUCCCUCUAAUUAGGACUUUUUCUUUUCUUUUUGUUGUAUCAACCUAGAGGCGUGGAUGAUGGGUUGUGUUGUCAAAUUUCGAGGUUGGGGUGCCUGUAGUUUUGUUGGUCGCCGUGAUGCCAUCACUCAUUUUUAUAUAUAGAUUAUGUUCUUUGUUAAACACUGUGUCUGCAAUUAUGUAAACUGUGUCUACACUGUUCAAUUAAUACAGUUUGAUGCCACUUUGAUGGCCAUACAGCUCAAUGCGAUGACAUCCUGGGGGUGGUAGUUUGCCGAAACUACGUCUCCCAGGAUCCCAUCACCUUGAGCCAUGGCAGUUAAAAAGUGAUACCAAACUGCAUUAAUUCUGCAUUGUAGAUGCAUCAGUGCCAAGGAGAGAGUUGCAGGAUUUUCAAUACAGCAAACACCAGGAACGCUCUCUGUACAUGGGAAACCUCUUUUUUAUUACUGACAUUUUAGUAUACAUUUAUUUAUUUUACACAAUGCAAUUAACAGCUCUUUAUAUAACUUUGCAAUAGGUAUCUAAGAAGUGCGGAAACAGAGGGUUAACUGUGCUUAGCGUUGGAACGUGCUUUUUUAAAUCAGGAGGGGAAAUAAAUCAUUUGGGAUGCGGGAUCGUUAUAUAUUAUUACUAGAUGUGCCCGGCCACGCGUUGCUGUGGCGAAGUCUGGUAGUAUUGGAAAUAAAGUAUUGAGGAAUUGGUGGUAGUUAGAUAAAGGGUCCCCUGGGCUGAGUGGGUUGCUAGGAGACCAAGUGGGUGGAGCUUAGCCUUCUAACUGGCAGCAAUUGGAUAAAAACAAUUAUUCCUCUCCCUCUAAUUAGGACUUUAUUUUUCGUUUCUUUUUGUUAUAUCAACCUGGAGGCGUGGAUGAUGGGUUGUGUUGUCAAAUUUCGAGGUUGGGGGGGCCUUUAGUUUUGUUGGUUGCCGGGAUUCCAUCACUCUUUUAUAUAUAUAUAUAUAUAGAUUAUAUUUGCGGAUGAGUUUCCCGCAGGUAUUUCGAUCCUCAAAGCCAUGCUCUCAACCCACGAAAGGGCUUCUGUGCUACUCUGAGUGCAUCCACGCUGUCGAAUUAACCCAGUUCGAUACCACUUUUAACUGCCACUGGCUCAACACUAUGCAAUGUUGGGAGCUGUCCUUAGUGCUGAAGUAUGUCUCCCAGGAUCCCAUAGCACUGGGCAGUUAAAGUGGUGCCAAACUGGAUCAGUUCUACAGUGUAGGCAAACUUGGGCCCUCCGGGUGUUUUGGACUCCAACUCCCACAAUUCCUAACAGCCUACCGGCUGUUAGGAAUUGUGGGAGUUGGAGUCCAAAACACCCGGAGGGCCCAAGUUUGCCCAUGCAAACCCUUCCAACGUUGCAUUGUCUUAACAUUUCAGCAAAAUAUUCUUCCAAAACUCUUUCCAAAGUGAGGAUAUUUUUUUUUGCUCAAUCUCUUUGCAACACAUAGAAAUAUGGAAUUCAUCAUUCUAAGGCACCAUAUUCAACUUUACAAAAUAUACACAUGCGUCGUCUCUUUGCUCUUAAAAAAUAUUGCUUUCCAUUCUUUCAUAAGCCAACAUACAUUGUCCACUUGGGCUCCACGUCAGGACUGCAAACGCUUGCUUUGAGUGCAUCUACACUGUUGAGUUAAUGCAGUUUUGCACCACUUUAACUCUUGUAACUCACUACUAUGGAAUCCUGGGAGCUGUCUUUUUACGAUAUCCUCAGCCUAUGGAAUACUCCCAAUUUUCUUCAAUUGCAUGGCUCUUUUUGAUGCAUCUACACUGGAUAAAUAAUGCGGGUUUGCACCACUUUAACUCCUGUAACACUACUAUGGAAUCCCGGGAGCUGUAUUUUUACGAUAUCCUCAGCCUAUGGAACACUCCCAAUUUUCUUCAAUUAUAUGGCUCUUUUCAGUGCCAUCUACACUGAAUAAAUAAUGCGGGUUUGCACCACUUUAAUUCCCAUAACUCAGUGCUAUGGAAUCCCAUAUUUUUACGAUGUCCUGUGCCUAUGGAAUACUCCCAGUAUUCCAUAGCAUUGAGUUACAUGAGUUAAAGUGGUCCAAGACGGCAUUAUUUCCCCAGUGUAGAUACACCAAAAAGAGCCAUACAAUUGAAGAAAAUUGGGAGUAUUCCACAGGCUCAGUGGUGCAAAACUGCAUUAUUUCCCCAGUGUAGAUGCACCAAAAAGAGCCAUACAAUUGAAGAAAAUUGGGAGUAUUCCACAGGCUCAGUGGUCCAAAACUGCAUUAUUUCCCCAGUGUAGAUGCACCAAAAAGAGCCAUACAAUUAAAAAAAAUGGGAGUAUUCUAUAAGCUCAAGUGGUCCAAAACUGCAUUAUUUCCCCAGUGUAGAUGCACCAAAAAGAGCCAUACAAUUGAAAAAAAUGGGAGUAUUCUAUAAGCUCAAGUGGUCCAAAACUGCAUUAUUUCCCCAGUGUAGAUGCACCAAAAAGAGCCAUACAAUUG